UUGGUGUCCAAGCAAAGUCCUUAAUAUAGCGUGCUUUGCCUACCCCCAUGUUGGAAAGAUCCGUUUCCAUGUGCAUCCCUUGAUUAUUUUAUGUAACACUUCGUAUAUACUCCAUUUUACACUAUGCUCAAAUUAUACACUAUUCUCCCAUACCUCCCCCCUUUAAAUCUUUUUCUCUUUCUUGUCCCCCCUUUAAUUUAAUCCACUAAAACCUCUCUCUUUCCCAUGAUUCUGUCCUUAGAUCCGUGAGUAAGGUUCUGUAACAUCACGUACAACCAAAACCCUUUUUUUUUACUUACAUUUUUCUAAUCAUCUUUCACCCUAUUAUAAUCACUACUCAUUAAUUAGUACUAGCUUACAAAGUUUGUUUUUUUUAGCUGGGUUUUUGCUGAAUUGUUUAAAAAUCCAAUUUUUUUUUGAAGUUUAGCUUGUUUGAUUGGUUGUUGUUCUCUUUCUUUGUGUAUGUCCCCUAAACUGGGGGAUUUUUUUGGCAAUUUGGGCUCAAAUUUCAAUGAAUUUUGUUGGGUUUUGCAAUUUGUAGCUUCUUCUAUCCAUAUCUUGUAAUUUGAGAUGUGGGUGUUGUUGAGAAGCUGCCACCAAGUAGUUGUUGCAGCAGCAGAAAUGAGCAGAAAGCUGGGGUUUUAGCAGAGCAUAUCUUUUUUUGAUGAUUGUUGUUCUUAUUGAUUGAUCAUUUGGAAGAAAUUCUGGGUUUAUUCUAGCUAAUUGUUUGGUUCAAUUUAUUUGGGGAAAAAUGGAUUCUGGAGAUGGGUUUUACUCAGUUGAUGAGUUUCAUUUAGAUUCUAAAUGGUUGGUUGAUCCAAAUCAGCUGUUUGUUGGACCUAAAAUUGGUGAAGGAGCUCAUGCUAAAGUUUAUGAGGGAAAGUAUAAGAAUCACAAUGUUGCUAUCAAGAUUGUCCAUAGAGGCGAUACGCCAGAGGAGAUUGUCAAGCGAGAGGGGCGGUUUGCGAGAGAAGUAGCUAUGUUAUCUAGAGUUCAGCACAAAAAUUUGGUGGAGUUUAUCGGUGCCUGCAAAGAACCAGUCAUGGUAAUUGUUACCGAGCUUUUGUUGGGCGGAACAUUGCGUAAAUACCUGUUCAAUAUGCGGCCAAAGUGUUUGGAUAGACGAGUUGCUAUAGGGUUUGCCAUUGAUAUUGCUCGUGCAAUGGAAUGCCUUCAUGCUCAUGGGAUCAUACACCGGGAUUUAAAACCAGAGAAUCUACUAUUGACUGCAGAUCACAAAACAGUAAAACUUGCAGACUUUGGUUUAGCGAGAGAAGAGACUUUAACAGAGAUGAUGACCGCUGAAACGGGAACUUAUCGAUGGAUGGCCCCCGAGUUGUACAGUACUGUUACUCUGAGGCAAGGAGAAAAGAAACAUUACAACCACAAAGUUGAUGCCUAUAGUUUUGCAAUUGUCUUGUGGGAGCUGAUGCACAACAAGCUGCCCUUUGAAGGCAUGUCAAACUUACAGGCAGCAUAUGCUGCUGCUUUCAAGAAUGUGAGGCCUAGUGCAGAUGACCUCCCUGAAGAUGUAGCUCUAAUUCUAACCUCAUGCUGGAAUGAAGAUCCAGAAGCCCGACCCAAUUUCACGCAAAUAAUCCAAAUGCUCCUUCAUUAUCUCUCUACCAUUGCACCUCUCGGACCAGCAAUCCCACCUCGGAUAUUUACCAGAGAGAAUUCAAUUCUACCUCCAGAAUCUCCAGGCACAAGCUCUUUGAUGGCUAAAAAGGAUAGCACAGGUGAAACACCAAGGGAAUCCAUGCAAGACAAGCCUCGAGGGUUUUUCUUUUGCUUUGGUGGCGAAUGUUACUAGCCUAGACUGUUAGAAGAAAACACCUUUCUAAACUACCGAAAAAGGGGGCUGCUCAGAAAGUGCUAUGUAGCAUAGUUUAGCAAUUUAGCAAACAAUCUGUUGUAAUUUGUAACUUAUAAUAGACCCAUUCUGAUGAAAUAGUACAUGUCUAAAAUUGCUUCCUCG
Molecule: messenger RNA, 1978 nt
Organism: Chenopodium quinoa (quinoa)
Lineage: Eukaryota; Viridiplantae; Streptophyta; Magnoliopsida; Caryophyllales; Amaranthaceae
Product: serine/threonine-protein kinase HT1-like
Exons: 6
Coding region: 752-1813 (353 amino acids)
Biological process (GO): protein phosphorylation
Molecular function (GO): ATP binding; protein kinase activity
Source: RefSeq, a predicted model, not a curated record